Molecule: messenger RNA, 1299 nt
Organism: Tilletiopsis washingtonensis
Lineage: Eukaryota; Fungi; Basidiomycota; Exobasidiomycetes; Entylomatales
Exons: 2
Coding region: 393-1166 (257 amino acids)
Source: RefSeq, a predicted model, not a curated record
UCCUGCGUCUGCUCCACAUCCCACCUCACACUACUCGCUUGCUCGCGGCCACCGCAUUGCCGAAACUCACAUUCGCAAGGCCCGACUCCCACCUUCUGCGCUCGCUUGCCCUUCCUGUCGCUCAAGCCUCACACCCGCCUUCUCUUUGCGCCAUGUCCGCUGCCGAGCUCUCCCUCGUGCUCGCCGCGCUGCAGCAGACGCCGGCACUGCGGCCCGACGGCCGCUCGCUGCAGAGCGUACGGCCGCUGCGGCUUGCCUCGCGCAUCGUCGCUGCCGCUGCAGGCUCGUGCGAAGCGGAGCGCGCCGGCACCGUGGCGCGAGCGGUGGUCAGCGCCGAGGUGACCGAGGGCGAGCCGGCGUGGAAUGUGGCCGUCGAUGUGUGAGUGCCCGCAAUGAGGAGAAUGCGCGAAUGUGCGGUGCAGACGGAGCCCUCCUGGGCACUUGUGGCUUCGGCGGCAGUACUCUUCUCGCAUCGCCCAAUUGCGGCUCCUCGUCGACCACCCGCUGAGCACCUCCACCUCAGGCCUGCACAUCUCGAGAACCAGUCGCUCGCGCACCUCGUGCGCAGCAUGCUGCUCCCUGUCCUGCCCGCGCCGCCCGCGCCACUACAGCCUGCCAGCAAGACACGGCGUGCUCUCUCCUGGACGCUCUCGCUCGAUGUCUCGCUGCGCAGCGUGCAGGGCGGCAACGCGGCCGACGCGCUGCUGGCGGCGGCGUUCGGCGCCGUGGCGUCGGCCGAGCUGCCGGCCACGCGGCCAGUCGGCACGAGCGCUGCCACGGCGCCUGCGGCUGCCGGCUCGGGCGCAACGGGCGACAAGAUGGGCCUGGAGCAGGGCCUGGUGGGCUUCGAGCUGGCCGAAGGCAGCGUGCCGCUCAAGGGCCGGGAAGAGUGGCCGGCGGCAGUGACAGUUGCGCUGCUGCCGAACGGCACACAUCUGCUCGAUCCGUCGCCGCUGGAAGAGGCGGCGCUGCCGCCGCACGUGCGCGUGCUCGUGCUUGCCUCGUCGACUGGGCGCAUUCGGGGAGCUCGCCUGCUUGCCGAGCCUGAGAGCAGCAUGGACGAGGGCGAGGAGGGAGCGGCAACGUGGGGCGCACUAGGGCCAGAGCGGGUGCGACAGGGCAUCAGGGUGAGUCGGCCAGCUGCCGUGUUGCAUGCGUCAGGCUGAUCUUGGCCUCCGCAGCUUGGCACACAGUACGCGCAGCAGCUGCAUGCCGCACUUUUCACGCAGCUUGAGGAGGUGUCACAAUCAUGAUUGCUCCAUCAGACGCCAGCUGCUCCCACACGGCGCUCCGUGUGCG